GGGGGAAAUCUGGGAUAUCUGGGAAAGGGGAGUCGGUGAAAACCGGGACUAAACCGGCAGAAAUCCCCGAGGAAGGCUUGACGGACUCCGCCGGUGGCUGCGGUUCUGUUCUCCCAGUAAUCUCCCCGGAUCUGCACAGGUGAUUGAAUUCCUCCACUCUGUGCUCUGUUGGAGCUGGACUGAGCAGUGUUAGCAGACCAAAGAUGGAUCAGCUGUCGGACGAGGAGGUGGAGGUCAGGGGGGAGGAGGAGGAGGAAGAGGAGGACAGCGAUAAGGAGGACCAGGACCUGGAUAAGAUGUUCGGAGCCUGGCUGGGAGAGCUGGACAAACUCACGCAGAGUCUGGAUGAUGGUCGCCCCGAGCAACCGCCUCAGCAGAAAGCUCCCCUCAGACAGGAGACCAACAUGGCCAACUUCUCCUACAGGUUCUCCAUCUACAACAUCAACGAGGCGUUGAAUCAGGGCGAGAACGUGGACCUGGAUGCUCUCAUGGCGGAUCUCUGCUCCAUCGAGCAGGAGCUCAGCACCGUCAACGCCAAACCCAACAGCAUCGGAAGCAUGGCUCGCCUGGGGUUGACAGACACCAAGGUCCGUCAGAAGCCUCCAGCCGGGCGCAGUAGCCGGCAGCAGCCAGCGGGAGGCAGCAGCAGCGGUGGUGGUGGUGGUGGUGGAGGUGGAGGUGGUAGCAGCAGUAACAGUGUUAGCGGUGGAGGAGGCAGCAGCGGGGCGAGCAGCAGUAGCAGCAGCGCUAGAGCGUCACCUGCUGGCACUAUCAGAGUUCCCGCCGGGCAUCAUGGGAGAGCGGCGCUGGCUUCCAACUUCAGUCUUGAUGACAUCACCGCCCAGCUGGAGAAGGCGUCUCUCAGUAUGGAUGAAGCUGCCCGUCAGACCUCCUCACACUCCCUUAGCUCCGCCUCCUCCUAUACGUCAGCCACAAUGCGGCGGCCCGGGUCGUCUCAGCGCCAACACCGACGCACGGGAUCAGUGGGCACCGUCAGCGAACAUGAGGCUCGUUCAAUCGUUCACUCCUCCCGCUCCUCCGUCACCUCGGCGUCCGGCGUUUCUGUUAACUCCGCCUCCUCCAUGGACUCGUUGGACAGCGUCCUCCGCUCCGAUGAACCGGACGGUCAGCAGCCAACAGUUCUGCCCUCGGCUGCAGGAGCAGGUCAAGGUCACACAGAGCACUCCUAUCUGGACAGGGAAACCUCUCUGAUUCUGAGAAACAUAGCAGGGAAACCCUCCCACCUGCUGACCAAGGAGGAGCAGGCUGCCAAGCUGAAGGCAGACAACAUCCGAGUCGCCCUGGAGAAGAUCAAGGAGGCCCAGGUUAAAAAGUUGGUGAUUCGUGUUCAUUUGUCAGACGAGAGCUCAAAGACGAUGAUGGUGGACGAGAGGCAGACAGUCAGACAGGUUUUGGACAGUUUACUGGAGAAAUCUCACUGUGGUUACAGUCCAGACUGGUCACUGGUGGAAACCAUCAACGAGCUGCAGAUGGAGCGGAUCUUCGAGGAUCAUGAGAACCUGGUGGAGAACCUGUUGAACUGGACCAGAGACAGCCAGAACCGCCUGAUGUUCACUGAACGCAUCGAGAAGUAUGCUCUGUUCAAAAACCCACAGAACUACUUGUUGGGGCGGAAGGAGACAUGUGAGAUGGCUGAAAGAAACAAAGAGGCUCUGUUAGAGGAGUGUUUUGGUGGCAGCUCCGUGUCCGUCCCCGAGAUGGAGGGAGUGUUGUGGCUGAAAGAGGACGGCAAGAAGUCGUGGAAGAAACGCUACUUUCUGCUGAGGGCUUCUGGAAUCUACUAUGUCCCCAAAGGAAAGGCCAAGGCAUCCAGAGACCUGGUGUGUUUUCUCCAGCUGGAUCACGUUAAUGUUUACCACGGACAGGACUACAAGAGCAAGUACAAGGCUCCCACCGACUACUGCAUGGUGCUGAAGCAUCCUCAGAUCCAGAAGAAGUCUCAGUACAUCAAGUACCUCUGCUGUGAUGAUGUCAGAACCCUCCAACAGUGGAUCAACAGUAUUCGCAUCGCCAAGUACGGGAAACAACUGUACAUCAACUUCCAGGAGGCAAUGAGGAGGACGGAGGCGGCCUAUGAUUGGUCCUCCCUCUCUUCUUCCUCCAUCAAGUCAGGAUCCAGCUCCUCCAGCCUUCCAGAGUCCCAGUCCAACCACUCCAGCCAAUCGGACAGCGGCGUGUCAGAGAUGACAACAUCGGGCCACACCCGCUCCCAGAGUGCUGUCAGCUCCAUCUUCUCCGACGCCUGGAGGAGAGGAACGCAAGGAGAGAUGAUGAGGAUCGACCCUAUCAGUAGGCCGAUCCCCGUCCAGAUCCUCUCCCCCCAGCCGACCUCCCGGAGCAGCUACACCGACGACCUCGUCCCAUCCGACGACUCCUCUCCGUCACCGCCCUCACCACCUCCGCCCCCUCCACCCAUGGCGAGUGUGGCCCAAAUGCCAUCGACCACCCCCUCAUACAUCAAGUACAGCACCCUGGCUCGCCUGCAGAGCCAGAACCAGUCCAGGACGCAGCCGGCCGGCGCCGCCUCGCCUGCCCUCCCCAUCCCGUCUGCCAAAUCCAAUUACAACACCCUCCCAGCCGUUUACAGCACCUCCCCUCCGCUUCCACCGUCUCCCCCUCCUCCUCCUCCGCCCGCCACGCCGGCUCCUGGCUCCGCCGUGGCCGCGCUGAAAUUCGGUGCAUGCAGCCCCUCCGCUCUGCCACCUCCACCUCCGCUAGACGAGGACAUGCAGGAGCCCUCCUACCUCCCGCCUCCUCCACCGGAGAGCCCAGAGGCCAACGGGUUACCUCCGCCUCCACCUCCAGAGCCAAACUCCGACUCCUACGCCAACUUCUCCCACAGUGGCCUCCAGCAGUUCCUGGCGCAGAAGUUUCCUCACAUGGUGUACGAAUUCAGCCAGGAAACAGGCGAGGAUAAUUCUCCUCCUCCACCUCCAGCUGAGCUUUCUCCUCCAACCACCCUGCAAGUUUUCCGGCCUCUGUCCCCCAACGCGCCCCCUCCUGCACCUCCCAAAACCUUCACUGUUGGUUUUCCCCCUCAAACUGCCCGCAAACCCUCGGGUCCUUCUUCCCUACCGAUCGCCCUCUCACCUGUGUCGCCAUCACAGCCCUUUAUCGGCCACGGGCCGGUCAAAAAGCAGCAGAGUUUCUCGACAGGACAUUCCCCAAAUCAGCCUCCUCCCACUCUGCCGAAGCAGCACAGCCUCUCCUCCAAAAACCUCUCCAUCUCCCCCUCCGCUUCCUCUUCUUCCGUCUCCAUCGCGGCCGCUACCUCCUCUUUGGUCAAACAGAUUGUCAAUCAGUUUCCUGGAAACUCUUCUGCUUCCUCUCUGUCCGCGUCCAACUCCAUGGAAGGAUCGAAGUUCACUGCUCCUCAGUCUCCUCCGGCGGUCAAGGCCAAACCAAAGUGGCAGCCAGGAGGCGUUGUGGCUCCGCUGUCUCCAGAGUUCCCCCCACCUCCUUUUGACAGCUCGAUGGGAGAUUUCCCUCCACCUCCGUCUUCAUCCAAGACGGGUUCCCCCAUAAAGAAGUCUCCUUCCACCUCAUCCACGGGAUCCAACAAGCGGGGGCCUCCGCCAGCCCCGCAGAGAGCCUCCUCCAUCCGGUGCAGCUCAACUGGCGAGAUCCAGGAUGAGAGGCCAAAGAAGGUGGAGAGCCUGGUCAGCAAGUUUGGCCAAACUCCUCAAACGGGUACGUCCUCCAGCUCCUCCUCAGCGACCGGAUCUCCUUCUAAAGAUUCCUCUGCACUUCCUGCUCCGCUUCCCAAGCCGGGGAAGCUGAACCUGGCCAACCUCCCGUUGGCCCUCCAGGGGCUCCAGACGGGCCAGCACCAUCAGCCCACGGAGUUCCCAUCCCCUCCUCCCCCACCUCCCCCGCCCAGCCCCCUCACCUCGACUCCCCGACUACUUCCCGCCUCCCCCAGUGACUUUGAGCUUUUCCCUCCUCCUCCCCACCCGUCAGAGUUCCAUCAGCCCCCAAAGGUCGCCGUGGUGAACCCCCAGCCUCAGAUGCAUCCACCUCAACAGUCGGCACCUUCCUCCUUGUCGUCGUCGUCAUGGAAACAAGGUUCGUUGAAAAAGGGGGCAGUCCUUCCUCCGACGCUGAACCGGCGGACCAGCAACACCACCCAGUACGACAAUACGACGUCAAUGCCCCUCUCGCCGCCUCCUCUCUCUCAAACCCCACCUCCCUCCCUGUCCUCUUAUUCCUCUUCCUCCUCCCCCAUCCCCCCCACCUCCCCGAAAUCCCCGGGGCCGAGCACCCUGGCACUAAAGCCCCACUUCCUGGAAGACCUCAACCGCACCCUUAAGAGGAAGUCGGUGUCUCGCCACGGCUCGCUCACGUCUUCCACCCUCAUCUCCUCCUCUAAGAUGGAGCCCGUGGGCACCAUGGACGACAUGGCGCUCCUACCGCCUCCUCCGCCCGAGCUCAUGCAGCAGCAGGGCGUCCGAGGACACUCCCAAACUUUGUCUCGCCACCACUCGAAAUCCCACUCCACCAAACACGCCAACAUCUCAGGCUAUGCAACGCUGCGGCGAGGCCCACCUCCCGCUCCUCCAAAACGGGACCAAAGCACCAAACUGACGGGUGACUGGUAGAGAGCGAGGAGAAUGGGUGGAGCCUAAAGAACUGAACUGACUAUUUAGGUCUCAUGCAGAGAAGAAAUAAUCAAUGUCUGUCUUGACUUGUCCGUCUCUCCUCAUCCUAAACCAUCCACCCUUGGAUUUCCGAGCAAGUAGCAAGUCGUCUUUCCUACUCUUAAUCUCAGAUUAUGAUUGUUCCUAUUAUCCUCAUUAUUACUAUCAUUACCAAUACAUGUUUAACCCAAUGACAUGAGUACAAAAAAGUAUAUAUAUAUAUGUACAUAUAUAUCUGUAUACAAGCAAGCCAGAAAAAUCACCUAUCAAGCUUUUUUCACAAUGUCUGUGCAGCUUUGCAUUGAAGUAUACAAAAGACAAGACUUGAAUGACAACAGCAACAGAGACUAUUUGCUGCACAAUAACUGGUACUGCAUGGAGCCGUGGCAACGGAAGGAACGUCACCGACGAAGGGAAGGAGGGAUCGAUGGAAGGAGCGAGAGAUGCGAAAGUGGGGGGAUGUGUAUAGAAGUGUAUGUUGUGA
Messenger RNA from Anoplopoma fimbria (sablefish), 5142 nucleotides. It is a transcript of the gene raph1a, whose product is annotated as Ras association (RalGDS/AF-6) and pleckstrin homology domains 1a. Gene Ontology annotation, biological process: signal transduction. NCBI's taxonomy places the organism in Eukaryota, Metazoa, Chordata, Actinopteri, Perciformes, Anoplopomatidae. The record is from RefSeq and is a predicted model, not a curated record. Gene Ontology annotation, cellular component: plasma membrane; cytosol.